UCGAAGUGUGGAUGCUGCGCACAUGCGCUUUGGCCAAUUUGUGAUGUUCAUGGAGGCUGUGUAACAAGAAAACUGUCAUAGGGUCAGAGCAGUGGAAUUAUAGUUCAAUUUUAUUUUCUUGUAUCUUUUCGAAAAAAAUCUCACUAAGAUCGAAGAAGUUUUAUCCAAGUAGUUAUGUGCGUGUAGUUAGUGUGACCCAGAAAGUUACGGUUCAAACUCGAAUAUGCCUCGUAACAAAAUAAAAUUUACUUGAAUUCCUGACCCUGUGUCAUAGAUGGAAAAAUGAAGAUACAUUCGGAAAUUAGUGAUUAUUAGAAUAUAUUAAAGCGCUGCUCAAUUAAACAGAAAGUAUAUAUCAAGCCUGUAGUGAAAAGUGUAGUUAUGUUUCUUUAAAACUUUUUUUCGAAUCAAUAAUCAGUUUCAAGAAGUUUAGCGAUUUGUUCAACAAAGCAACAGUAGAAGUUUAUCGAUUUUCAGUGAAAUGCUGGGCAUAGCGCUUAAAUACCUGCAGAAAUCGAUUUUCUUCAUUUUAUAUUGAUGGUGCCUUCCAUCUUAAAGUGUGUACCAAAGAUGUUGUUAACUUCUCAUGAAUACUAUGAGAAACAUGGCGUACUAAUCUCAUGAAAUGCCAAAUAAACGUUGUACAUAGCCAUCGUUUAUAUCUGAAUGAGUUGAUAAGUGUUUAAUGUGGCCGCUAGCGCGCCUUCAACCUAAAACAUGUAUUUUGUUAUGGAUUUAUAUUUGAUCGUACUAUGUCUUCUCGUGAUAUGCAUUAGAGAUAGCUUGCAAGGACCCCAUGAAAAAAAUUUAUUGAACAAAUUGUUGAAUACGUACAACACACUCGAGCGCCCGGUUGCAAAUGAAUCUGAAUCACUGGAGGUGAAGUUUGGAUUAACUUUGCAACAAAUCAUAGAUGUGGACGAGAAGAAUCAACUACUUAUUACGAAUAUUUGGCUUUCUUUGGAAUGGAAUGACUAUAGCUUAAGGUGGAAUGAGUCUGAAUACGGCGGAGUAAGAGAUCUAAGAAUAACUCCAAACAAGCUAUGGAAACCGGAUGUGUUGAUGUACAACAGCGCUGAUGAAGGAUUUGACGGCACCUACCAUACAAAUGUCGUGGUGAAAAAUAAUGGUAGUUGUUUAUACGUACCUCCUGGUAUCUUCAAGAGCACCUGUAAAAUAGACAUCACAUGGUUCCCUUUCGAUGAUCAACAUUGUGAAAUGAAGUUUGGUAGUUGGACGUACGACGGAAACCAGCUUGACUUAGUUCUGAAUUCAGAUGAAGGAGGAGAUUUAUCCGACUUUAUCACUAACGGCGAGUGGUAUUUAAUAGGAAUGCCAGGAAAGAAGAACACUAUAACAUAUCAAUGCUGCCCCGAACCAUAUGUUGAUAUAACGUUCACUAUACAGAUUCGUAGGAGAACACUCUACUAUUUUUUCAACUUGAUUGUUCCGUGUGUUCUGAUUUCAUCAAUGGCUCUAUUAGGUUUUACGCUACCACCGGACUCCGGCGAAAAACUAACCUUAGGCGUCACCAUUCUUCUAUCACUAACUGUAUUCCUGAACUUAGUGGCGGAGACAUUACCUCAAGUAUCCGAUGCGAUUCCUUUGUUAGGUACCUACUUCAAUUGCAUAAUGUUUAUGGUUGCAUCAUCUGUAGUUCUUACCGUUGUGGUAUUAAAUUACCAUCACAGGACGGCCGACAUUCAUGAAAUGCCACCUUGGAUCAAAUCAGUUUUUCUUCAAUGGCUACCGUGGAUUCUGCGUAUGGGCCGCCCUGGGAAAAAGAUUACAAGGAAAACUAUUCUGCUCUCAAAUCGCAUGAAGGAGCUCGAAUUAAAGGAACGAUCAUCAAAAUCCCUGUUAGCGAACGUGUUAGAUAUUGAAGAUGAUUUUAGACUUGCAAGCGCUGGACUUACAGGCUCAACUACGGCAAUCAGCACUUCAGGGUUUUCUAGGCCCACCACUGUGGAAGAACAUCAUGCAAUAUCUGGGUGCUCGCAUAAAGAUUUGCACUACAUUCUGAAGGAAUUGCAAUUCAUAACGAAUAGAAUGAGGAAAGCUGAUGAAGAAGCAGAAUUAAUCAGUGACUGGAAAUUCGCCGCUAUGGUUGUUGACAGAUUCUGCCUUUUUGUAUUCACGUUAUUUACGAUUAUCGCUACAGUCACUGUGUUACUAUCGGCUCCACACAUAAUAGUGCAAUAAUAACGAAUUAAAUUUUGAUAUAAGGACUUGUUAUAUAGGUGAUCUAUUAAAAUUUAUAAGAUUUUUUAAAAUGGGACAUGUAAAUCAAGUUAGAAGUUAAUUAGAUUAUUAAAAUAGAUUUUAAUAAAUAAACGAUCAGUUAAAAACUGCCGACAAAUAAUGAUGAACGACAAAAUCUAAAACAUCAUGAGUAAAUAUCGGAUGAAUACGUAUAGAUAAAAGAAUCGAUAAAAUAUUUUUUUAAAAAACAAGAAGCUGAUUCGAUGGAAAGUAUCUUCUAAUCGUAAGUCCUCAAGAGAACUCAAGCAACUGUUCCUGCAAUCAUUACCAAAGCACUAUUGAAAUACUGAUGAACAAACCUGUAUAUGAGAGCCAUAAAGAGGAUGUCUAUUUUUGCAUCUGCGUCUUGGAAUUUACUUCAUCAGUGUUAAGUUCAACGGCAAAGUUGUCAUCUCAAAAGGAGGAUUUUAUCAAUCAUUGCAACAAUAACGGUAGUUUAUAAUUAUCGCGACAGGAAAUGAAUGACAUUAGCACUAUACGGUUAUAAAAUAAACGAAGAGAAUCUAUUUCUUUUCAGAUUAUAUGUUUAGUUAUAUACAUAUAGGGAUGAGUGUAUAUCCUUGUAUGUAUGUAAACGUAUUAGGUGUAAGAUUAGCAUAGUUACAAUUUAAAUAGGAAUUGUCAAUACUGUAUUGGAAGAGUCAUCUAUAUGUAGAUGGUAAAAAGUUACAUCUGAUUUGAAGAUUAUGAAAAUGAUAGCGUAUAUAUUUCGGAUAUGCGCGAUAUAUAAUUGUUAGAUACAAAUAUGCCAAAGUAGAAUUGUUAUUAUAAACGGCUAAACCAGAAUAGCUACGAAUUGAAGUUUUCAGUAUAACUGAACUAGCAGCAUUAAAUAUUAUCAAUUAUCAUAAUAAUUACCUAUUAUAAGUAUUUUUUUUUUUUUUUCGAGUUAUAAGACUACGAAAAUAAUAGUCCUUUUAGUUUGGAGUUUUUCCACAGGUAAUAUGGACUUGAAUUUUGUCAAGCUGUCUUCAAUGGUUGCUGAGUAAUCUUAGUUUAUGUUUAGUAUCAACGAAUUCAUUACCAAAAAUAACAAACUAAAAUGAACAUGCAUAUUGCAGUUAUAUCUGAUAUAUUUUACUACUAUGUAGAUACCAGAGCUGAACCAUAAGUAUUAGGUAUGGUAUGACUCACGAUAUUAUUCAUCUAGAAUUGUGUUCUUUCACAUUGUAUUACACAUCAAUAUAUGAGUAGCAUAACAACGGUAUAAAUUAAAGGUGGAGACAAAUAAGUCGAUAUUAUAAUAUUUACUAGUUCUAAUAGUUUAAACAAUUGUUAACAACCAUAUUUUGUUUUUAAGUGAUAUUUUGCGAUGUUAUUUUUUGUUUUGUAUACGGUAUUGAAGGUAUGUGGGAAUAAUAAUAAAUAUGGUCUCGAGCCACUUGAGCAGUGGAUUCUAUUGUGGGCAUUUAUUCGCUAUAACUCAGUCAAUUUCUAACCAAUUGACUUGAAAUUUUGUAUACUGAAGUUUUUUUUACGACGGUAAUGGUACCGCGUAAAAAAACGCGUAAAAAAACCGCGUUAUUUCAAAAAACGUCGUAAAAAACCGCGUUAUGUCAAAAACCGUCAUAAAAAACCACGUUAUUUCAAAAAACGUCGUAAAAAAGUCAAGUCACGUUAGAUGUAAUCCUGACUAAUUUGCGCGUGUUUUUGAAAAAAAAACUCGGUAUUUUUUUACGACGGGUUUUGAAAUAACGCGUUUUUUAACGACGUUUUUUAAAAUAAGGCGGUUUUUUUACGCGGUACCGCUCGAUACCUUAACAUUUUCUGUUAGUAUUUUGUUCCGAGCGAUUUCAGAACUUGUAACGCCGCAUAUUUUUUCAAUGUGCGCAAUGAUCUGUUUGUAACAAUUAAAGAGAUGUUUGUGAUGUUGCACUAAAAAUGUAUAUAAUGAUGUAAGGAUGACACAAUGGUUAUCUAAUUAUUAUUAUCUGAACUUAUUCAUGGUAUGAGUGUAGAAUUAGCAUUGAGCAUGGGCAUGAGCAUAGAUGACCGCACAAUUCGUAGUCGCUACUUAGUGAUUUACCGGAGCAAUCUAAAUGACACAGAGAAGCAAUGAAUGGGGCUUAGGACUAGCAUAGCAUUCUCAAUGUGCACACUUCGAGAGCUCUCAAUUAUAUUGAGGACAAUAACGGUGCCAACCACGUCCUUACGGUCAUCAUCGAUGAUGGGAAAGAAUGUUAGUAAGACACAUAUAGCCGAGGCGGUAAACGCACGGGUAUUCAGCAUGACCAUGCUGAGGGUGACGGGUUCGAUUCCCGGUCGGUCCAGGAUCUUUUCGUAGAGGAAAUUUCCUUGACUUCCUUGGGCAUAGAGUAUCUUCGUGCCUGCCACACGAUAUACACAUGCAAAAUGGUCAUUGGCAGAGGAGAAGCUCUCAGUUAAAAACUGUGGAAGUGCUCAUAGAACACUAAGCUGAGAAGCAGGCUUUGUCCCAUUGAGGACGUUACGCCAAGAAGAAGAAGAAGAAGACACAAAAUUGGGUUUUUAAAUUAAGAAUCGAUUUUUCGAUUUUAUACGAAAGAGCACCUUUUUCUGAGCCACUAUGAUUUUUUUCAGAUUUUUAGAACUUUAUUUUGAUACCUAAAUUAAAUUUCAAAGAGAUUUUUUGAAAACACCUUUUGACAGCUGGGAAACUGUUUGACAGCUCCACCCAGUACAAAAUGCGACGAGGGGUGAUUCGACAAAUCGCUUCCAUACAAACUUCAAAUUGAUUUUUAAAUAGGUUCCCGGCCACCAAAAUUCAUGAAAAUUUGGAUUUCGGCUCAGUUUUGCAUGCAGAUUCCGAAUAUGGAAUUAUCUCAACACCGCUAAAGCAGCCAAUUGUUAUAGAGACCGAGAAUCGCUGCAGUGGAGACGUUUGCCUCAGGAAGGAAUCUUGUUAGUAGAGAAGGAAAACCAUUAUCGAUCUGGGAGUCACCCAGAUACACAAACCGCCGUCCACAAAAAUGAGUAUAGAAUUAGCAUGAAGUAUAGAGUAGCAGAAUUAGCACACAUAUUCAAAACAUAUAUAUGUAUAACGGAAUUUAUGUAUUUUCGGCAGUUCUGUUCUCUUCAUCAUGGCAGGUUUUUUUGAAAUCUUUUGAACUAAAAGUUGGCCUCACAUAUUUCCAAACUUUGCUGAUUUUUACAACCAACUUUCAAACAAUUUGGAUGACGAAAGUCCCUCAGGACGAGGGAAACGAACCUGCCGGUAGUACCCAAUGUCACCCGAGAUGGCAUAAAUGCACUGAUAAAUAACUCUGCGAACACAUCUUCAAUGAAAUGUUCGCUGCUGUGCUCACGCAAAAACGGCUACGCUCAAAAAUGUGUUCGGCCUGCACAUUUUUGGUAAACAUCCAUACCGCACAAAGACUGUGUUGGAAACACACAUUUUUUUUAAAUUGCUCGUACGCUCACAUUAGCAUGUAUUUUGCAAUAAUUUCGAUAUGGCAACCUCACUGGGUUAUAAACCACCUUCAAAUACCGAAAAAUAUUGGUAUUUUGCAAAAAUGUGAACGUACGAUCAAUUUUAAAAAAUGUGUGUUUCCAACACAGUCCCUGUGCGGCAUGGGUGUUUACUAAAAAUGAGAGUUUUUAUUUUAGAGAGUUUUGCUACGAAUGAGGACAGGCAGCAAACACACACCACUCAGGCGUAAAACUUUGCGUGGGAGUGAUAGUGAGUAAAAGGCCAUAUCAGCUCAAUGAGGUACAGAUACAGGUGGCGCAGAUAAACAUUGCAAACCACUGGUUGUCUCUUUUGUACUACCGCUGAUCAAAUGCAACU
This is a messenger RNA of Aedes albopictus (Asian tiger mosquito), 6028 nucleotides long. It is a transcript of the gene nAChRalpha6, whose product is annotated as neuronal acetylcholine receptor subunit alpha-7. The coding region runs from base 718 to 2202 and encodes 494 amino acids. Gene Ontology annotation, cellular component: synapse; neuron projection; plasma membrane. The transcript is spliced from 13 exons. The record is from RefSeq and is a predicted model, not a curated record. Lineage: Eukaryota; Metazoa; Arthropoda; Insecta; Diptera; Culicidae. Gene Ontology annotation, molecular function: acetylcholine-gated monoatomic cation-selective channel activity; transmembrane signaling receptor activity. Gene Ontology annotation, biological process: nervous system process; chemical synaptic transmission; signal transduction.